AAUGGGAAAGUCAACGCGCGUGUCAUAGUAUCCGUCAGCGGACAUCUCCUUGCCAAUCUAGACGUUUGGCGAAGCGCUCAAGGCGAAGUCCGAGCAAGUUGGACAGCCAUGCGCCCUGAACAAAACUACAUGGGCGCAUAUAUGCAAAGAAAAUGCAAUCAAAAUAGCCUGGCGGUUGCAAGAUGUUGUUAGGAGAGUCUCACCUUUGAAGGACAACAGAGCCUACAGAUGAAAUAAACGCACAUGAUUGGAGGAUGACCUGGGCGCUAACCGUUUUGGAUCAAAAUGGGCGGCUCUGGGGGAGUCGGUGGUUAAUGGUCCCUUCGCUCCCGAUCAUCACGAAUUUUGGGAAUCAAGAGGAAAGUGGUCGACCGCCGAACAAUCCACUUGAUUCCGGUCCAAUUGAGUCCCAAUCAAUAUGUUAUUACAACGUCUCACAAGGGCAACCCCCCGGGCCCUGAAUCCUUCAAUUCAGAGACCCAUCAUCUCGUCGUCCGCGCCUCAGUGUCGGCGGAUCCAUCAUGUCCCGCCAUUGACUCACGAUGCCUCCUUCAAGACGGAGGGCGUGCCGAGUCUUUUCUCGGCCGAAGGUUUCGAUCUCGCCUGGACCCAGUAUCAGCGCCUGAUGGUCGAGAAGCUGAACUUGUUGACUGGCGGCACCCCUGAUGAGAAUGCGACGACGAAAACCCUUCUCCUCACCUACGCCCGCCAGUCCGAUAUGGCCUCGCUGUUUAACCAUGCAUCCAUGGCCCAUAACAAUCACUUCUUUUUCAACUGCCUUGUACGUCUCAUCAUUCAUAUCUCUCCCAAGUCAACUAUCAUUCCCAAACCCUUCGCCGAUAAGUUGGCGGAAGAUUUCUCCUCCGUCGAGACUUUCCGCCAAGAGUUCAUUGCCACAGCAAAUGCCAUGUUCGGUCCCGGAUUUGUCUGGUUGGUGAAGACCGAGGAUCAUCAACUCCGCAUUCUAACGACCUAUCUCGCGGGUUCGCCCUAUCCGGGAGCACACUGGCGGCGGCAACCCGUCGACAUGACGAAUCAGUCAAUAGAAAGUGCCGGUGGACUGAGCGGUGCUGAUUACGCAAGACAGACCACCGUACAGAAUAAGGUUGGCAAGAUUGGCUCCGCCAGUGGACAGCCACGCGAACCUGCGCCGGGUGGUAUUAACCUUACCCCGCUGCUUUGCGUAAACACGUGGGAACACGUCUGGCUCCGGGACUGGGGUAUUGGAGGAAAGCGUGCCUUCUUGGAGGCGUGGUGGGAUAAGAUUGACUGGGAAGUUGUGUACAACAACUCGGAUACCAUGAAGGGCCGAAAGGUCGGCCUGUUAUGA
Messenger RNA from Xylona heveae TC161, 1330 nucleotides. RefSeq names its product manganese and iron superoxide dismutase. The transcript has 4 exons. The record is from RefSeq and is a predicted model, not a curated record. Gene Ontology annotation, molecular function: superoxide dismutase activity; metal ion binding. Lineage: Eukaryota; Fungi; Ascomycota; Xylonomycetes; Xylonales; Xylonaceae. The coding region runs from base 419 to 1330 and encodes 303 amino acids. Gene Ontology annotation, biological process: superoxide metabolic process.